AUCUUUCACCGCCCCAUUCAUAAAUAAACUUUAUUUAAACUGCUCGAUCUACCAGAAAGCUACCUUUAUUUUGAUUUAGCCUUUAUCUGAGCUGAGUGAUGUCCCGUGAAUGGUUGCCUGUGACAAGAGAUUUCUUGACUGUGCCAUCGUCCUGUGAGCUCAUAAAUACAACAGUGGAUCUCAAGGAUGUUUUCCUUUAACUUUAAUGAAAUAGAUUAGAAGUGAUCUUUCCCUGUACAAGUUUAUACAAAUAUCCCGUCCGUGGAUCGUUUGUCUGCAGUUUUAUAAGUCAUGGCUGAUAAUGCUGGCCACCAGAAUGUGAGAGUGGGAGGUGUCCCACUUCCUCUCAAGCCUAAACGAGCUACAAUAAUACGAGCAGCUGCACCAGUCCUGACAGGUCCAGCGCCACCACCUCGGCCAGUUCCCGCCCGGUCUGCUCCCGCAACUCCCAGGUCUAGCCCAGCCGAAGCUGUCAUUUCUUCCCUUCCAGAAAUGGCUAAAAAAACAGACCUUCCAAAGAGACCGCCAAGCAUUAUUGGUGCUGCAAAUGGAUCCAGUUCAUCAGUAAAGGCGAAGCCUGGAGCUGGAAAAAAGAAAAUUGAAAUUACCAUUUUGGAUGCCAGACCCAUGAGCGAGAUGGGAUUUCGAGAUAUCAAAGGAGGCCUCAGGUCACGUGAACUGAGCCCAAACUCACCAGCCUUGGAAUCAGGGACAUGUUCUGCUGGCAGUGAGUCAACAGCAUUCUCACCACCUGGUCCUAGCGUGCCGCUCAGACCAAAAGGUUCAAAGCCUUCACGACCCAUGUCCAUGCCGGCUUCUCAAGUAGCAGCAUUAGUUACAAAAUCUUUUGAAAUGUCAGAGAAGGUUGAUCAACAAUCCAAGGAGGAACUGCCUCCCUUGCCAUUGAAACCGAAGAGACCUACAAUCAUUAGACCACCACCAUCUGUUCCCAAGCAAGUCACAUCAGAUUCAAAGACAGAGGCAGAUGUGAAUGCAGCUUCUGCAGAAGCGCCUCCUCCAAAGCCAUUUAGACCUUCGAUGGUGGGGCGGACUCAGAUAAAUAUUGAUGAGGGGCACGUCAUAAACUCUAUCAUGUCACAAAGGAACACCAGCUCUAGUGAUGGCUCGGGGUCCGCUCUCCUUGAUCUGAAGGAAAUUGUUUCUGGGGACGUUCCUAGCUCAGAUCCUGCCAGACCUGCUCGGCCAGUGAGGCCAACUAUCAUUCGGCCAAAGUCAAAGUUCCUGUCACCAGAAAAGAGUGAAUCAGAGCUAAGUGCUGUGACAGGAGGUGAAAACACAGAAGAGAGAACUUCACCAUCUCCUCCAGCUCGGCCUCUUCCCCUGGUUCCUCCACCCCCACAUGUUCCUUCUGGUCCGUUGCCGUCCCGACCUACAAACCCAAGACCUCGACCAAGAAGUGCCAUGAUCUCCACCUCUGAGUCAAAGCCACUGGAGGAAUCAACUGAUGUAGAGAAGAAAAUUUCUCCUGUCCCGUCGCCCCGACCCAGCCCUUCGCCCAGACACCAGGAGAAAGUGACUCGAGAGAGCCAUGAAGAACCGAAAGCUUCGCCUCGAGACAGCCAUCCUCAUGACUCAGUGUUAAGUAUGGAGAAACCCAGCAUUCAUACCGUAAGUUCAGAGUCUAGUCGCUCUCCCAGGAGCCCUGUGUCACCCAACAUGUUGAAGAGUCCCCCACCUCGCCCCACUCCUCCAGUCCCAUCUGGCCUUGCCGCACCGCCACCACCGCCGCCACGACCCCCCACUGUUAAUAAAUCACCAAGACCUUCUACACCACAGAGUGUGUCGCCUUCAGCAGUGGCGUCCGUUGAAAGCCCUGAAGAUGUCUACGCGACAAUUGGGGACACUGAGACUGAAAUGUCAGGACAUAAUGUUUCAGAUGAGUCUUUGAGUACUGACCCCUCAACACUUGCUGAUAGUCAAAAAAGUGUUGAUAAGGGUGCAUUAAAUCCUAACCCGACAGAAGAGACAAAAGCAGUACUUUCAGAACCUUUCCAUGAUCCUGAACCUGUUUAUGCUACUAUCAAUAAAGCGAGGAAACCUUCACCAGCUACAAUACAUAAGACAGAUGACGGUGAGUCCGAUUCACAAUUUCCCUUCAAGGUCAAAUUGAGGUCAACAGUGGCUCGUCCUGAUGAAGAUGUCAACAAAGAGCAAAGUGAUCCUGUGAUUGCGGAGAAAAGAAAUAAAGGAAAUAGUGGGAAUUCCAAUCAUGCAGACUCGGACCAACGUCGGACAAGUAAACCUAAACCAAAACCUAAGCCAAAACCGAAGCCCAAACCUAAACCUGCCCUGACACCAUCGGGACCAGUGGGAGGCCCUGCGGACAUGCCAAGCAGUACAAGUCCCGGUGAAACGUCUUCAUCAGCUUCUCCUCUCUCAUCUUCUGCUUCUGACAGCAGUAGCCUCUCUGGAGCCAGCCCUCGUGAUACUAACCAGGACAGAGUUGUCUCUGAACCGACUGCCGAAAGUCAUGUCAUAGAAUCAGACCAGACCCAGAAACCCGACGAGGCUUUGUCACCAGAUCCGGUCAAACCUCAUCACCUGUCUGGAAGCCUGCUUGCCAAGUUUGAACAGAAUGCCAAGCAGGAUGAACCAGAGAUGCGCCGUCCUCAGCCCACUGCCCCCAGAUUGCCAUCGAAGAGACCUGUUACAAUUAUUGGGGCGCCAUCACGUCCACCGGAGCUCCCACCAGAGACUCCUGCCAAAACAGAUGUUAAAGAAGCUCCUGCCUCGAUAGGGUCGGAUGGUUCAAAGUCUGAUGCUCCCCCUGUUCCGGUGAAGCGACCAGUUACUUUCAUUGGGUUGCCAAAAAAAUUACAGUCUUCUCAAGACAAUGAGGCCGUCAUCUCUAGACAAAAUGAUGCAGCUUCAGAAUCGGCCUCCACACCAACAGCAUCACUCAGUGAAGAGAAAAAGAGCUUGAAAAAAACUCCACCAACAAGACCUGGACCACCAGCUCUGCGGCCUCCUCCCCCAACGUUGACUAGCGAGGCUGAAGUCCCAGCUCAUCCAAGUGAUGAGCAACCACCGUCUCAGUCUAACGAACACUCAGACGUAUCUCCCAGUGGUCAAACUUUGCACAAUCUUACAACGGAUGCUACACCAGCUGUAGCUGGCAGCACAGGAGAGCAGCUUGCUUCUCUGCACAACUCACAUGGUGAUUUCAAAGACAAAGUUGAAGUAUUCUCUGAUACAGAUCACCAUCAGUCACGACCAAGUAAGCCGCCCUCUAGACCAAGUGAGCUGCCAUCCCGACCUCCUCCUCCGGUGAACACUGGACUAAAGUCUGCAGUGUCUGGGAAACAACGAUCUCAUAGCUCAAGUUCACAGAGUGAAAGUUCUCCAAAUGUAGAGAGCAAAGGAAAACCUCCACCACGCCCGCAGCCAAUAAGACCCCCUGCUAUGCGGAAACCCGAAGGAAAUUCUCGAGAUUCUCUUGAGACGAAAGAUCCACCAGAUCAGCCACAUGGCAUUGCACUGUACGACUACACAGCUUCACAGUCUGAUGAAUUGUCCUUUACGAAUGGAACUACCGUGUAUCUGCUUCGCCGCAUCGAUGACCAGUGGUUAGAGGGACGCGUUGGCAACAUGUCUGGAAUCUUUCCAGAAAAUUUUGUGGAUGUAAUACACCCCCUUCCUCCUCAGGAUUCCAGUGACCAGUCUUCCCCUGACUGUCAGAGAAUAUCUGAUGAAUUGCCCAUUUCCAAGGCUGUUCUCGUAGAGGAGGAUUAUAAUGGAAACAGCGAACACUUGACUGGACCUCGAUGCAGAGCAAUUUAUGACUUUGAAGGAGAGGGAGAUGGAGACCUCACAAUCUACACAGGGGACAUGAUUAAGAUUCUGGGCUACACAGGCUCUCAGUCGGAGUGGAUAACUGGGGAACUGUGCGGACAGCAAGGCAUUUUCCCCAGGGAUUUUGUGGAGAUUGUGGAGGACUUGCCCGUGGAUGAGCCUGGAACUCUUUCAUCUAGCUCCCACAGCACAGGGGCGCAGUCCAGUUUGACAUUUUGCACUGCUGUGCACGACUAUAUGGAUGCCCCACCAGGAGACCUUGAAUUUGUAGCCGGUGAUGUCAUCGAAGUACUCGAGUUUGUUGGGGAGGACUGGCUGAGCGGUCGCCUACACGGGCGAGAAGGAAUGUUUCCCGUGGCCUUCGUAUCUAUGGAAGCGGUGGAAACUGAUGGCAAGCAGAGUGAACCCACUAAAGAAGAGCAUCAACCUGUCUUUGGCUUGGCCCUUUUCCCCUUUGAAGCUUCAACAGAGUCUGAUCUUUCUUUCAAGGAGGGUGACCUCAUUGAACUGGAGGAGUUUGUGGACGAUGCCGGAGAGUGGCGGUGGGGACAGUUGGAUGGAAACAGGGGGAUGUUCCCAGCUGCCUUUGUGGAGGUUCAGCAGUAAAUAUUCCAACACUCGGAACGACUUGCUCUGCUGUUGUGCUGAACCGGUAUGACGCUGGCAGUAUUGCGUACAGGCAUAAGUCAUUCUCGGCAACGUUUGAGAUACGUCUCUAUGCAAUACUGCCUGCGAUGACUUCCUUUCCCUGCUUCAGUUUUUUUUUUGG
Messenger RNA from Aplysia californica (California sea hare), 4582 nucleotides. RefSeq names its product SH3 domain-containing protein 19. The record is from RefSeq and is a predicted model, not a curated record. Lineage: Eukaryota; Metazoa; Mollusca; Gastropoda; Aplysiida; Aplysiidae. The transcript has 17 exons. Gene Ontology annotation, molecular function: protein binding. Bases 292 to 4419 code for a protein of 1375 amino acids.